AUGACUCAGAGCGGUGGACCAGAAGACGGAUCUUCGGAUCUCAAGGCGUCUGCUAGUGGCGAAGGCGAAACCAACGGUACCAAGGACCACGGAGGCAACAAGACGUCCCCUGAUGUGAACCAGAGGACUGAUAGAAACGACAAGGCUAUAAUGGAGGGAGGGAUGUCACCCACUCCUCAUAUGCAGGCUAACUCGUAUCUGCAGGGGUAUCCAGCUCACCUCACCCCACAGCCAGGUCAAGGUUAUUACCCUCUCGGUUACCAGCAGUCUCAAGUCACUCCAGAACCACCUUCUCCAGCUGGUCCAGGAGCGACGGCUGUAUACGACGUAGGAUCUUUCUUCCAGCAGCCUGCUGCAUUUCAUAACAGCCCAUUUGUUCCGCAAACGCCCUUGUCGCCAAGGCGUACAGCAGCGAUGGCUGGAAUUCCUCCUGCUUCCCCGCUCUUUCCCAGAGUUUCUACCACUACUGGAGCUACUGGCUUAAUGCAUGCAGGAGGAAUAGAGCAACGGAUCAUGGAAGGACACCGUGGUGGUGGUGCUCCACCAAGCCCAUCUGUCCCUUAUCUUUCGCCUCCCUUGGGUCCAAAUUCAAUGUAUCAAAGCUAUCCUACUAAUGGAAUCGGUUCUCAAGCCGACUCCCCUGAAGAUAUAUCUGCUUGGGGCGAUAGAACCCAGCAGACAAUGUUUCCUCCAGGCUCACCUCAAGUGAAUGCCCAAGGCUUGCCCGUUCCUUACGUACCAGGUAUGACACGGACUGCAAAUGCAGGACGGUCUUAUUCCUUCGAAGACACUAUGCUCCCGCCCACUGCCGAUCAGCAAGACCAAGGCAAUCAAGGUUACUCGCCAUACGGAAACAAUCAAACAAGCUCUGGGGCGGCAGGAGGGACACUUUUUGCACAUCAACAGCCCUGGGGAUACCCUGGUGGACCAGGCGAUAUCUAUGGCACACCUGGUUCUCCCUUGCAGCCAAGACCCGCGGCGCAAAUGCCUGUCUACCCAGGUCAAAUGGGCGGUGGAAUGCGACAAAUGGGAUUGUACGGACAGUAUUAUCCUGCCACUUCUCCUGGGCCGCCUAUCCAAACGACAGAAUCCAACAAAGGCCCGGAUGGGGCAAAUCUGUUUAUUUUCCACAUACCGAAUCACUUCACCAAUCUUGAUAUGUAUCAGUUGUUUUGUCCUUAUGGGAACCUUUUGAGUGUACGCAUUAUGGUAGAAAAAGAUACAGGCCGAAGUCGGGGUUUUGGGUUCGUUUCAUACGAUUCUCCUGCUUCGGCAGCGCUCGCCAUUAAAGAGCUAAAUGGCUUUGCAAUCGGCAACAAGAGGCUGAAAGUACAACACAAGCAGAUACGACCAUCAGAUCAACACCGAGACAAUUCGCAAGGUUUCUACGGUGGUGGUGGGGGAGGCGAUGGUGGUUUCCAACGCCAUGGAUAUGCUUCUCAUUUGCCACCUUCGGGACCAAUGGCAGCCCAAAACAUGGGUCCUCCCGCUUCACCAUGGUUGACACAGCCGCCACAACCUACUGUGCCGACAGGGGACGAAGCUGGUGUAGGAGUAGGACAACCUGUUCUCAACCCUGACACCGGCGCUUCCAAUCCACCAGGAGUUGAUGGCUCUGAUCCAUCAGCCGGACCGUUGUCGCCGCUGGCAAGUCUUGAUACUAUUCGCAACGCCUUGCCUGAUGUUCCGGGAAACGAGUAG
Molecule: messenger RNA, 1701 nt
Organism: Seminavis robusta
Lineage: Eukaryota; Bacillariophyta; Bacillariophyceae; Naviculales; Naviculaceae
Source: the annotation of a GenBank genome assembly